AUGAAAUCAAGUUCUCAACCAUAUCAAAUUGUCUCAAUGUUUUUAUAUCAAGAUUCGGCAUUUACCCCUCCAUACCAAAACCAAGCUCUACGCUCCGCCGCUUCGGGCGUCCCUGGCUGCACAUCCCUAAAAUCUAUAUCCGUUGAACCGAGCUACCAACCGGCACGUCGAAGACCAAGCACAAGCUUAGCAUUUCUUAGCUACCAUCCGAGUCCGGGGCUCCACAACUUUCAAUUGGAAGCCCAUUCCCAUUCCCUAUUCAUGCAAGGCUGUGAAGUGAAAGUACAACAGGACUUGGCUGGAGGGAAGAGAUGGGCCGCGGGACAAGAUAGCUCGGCCCAGCUGGACGAACGCAAACAGAAAGGAUGUAGACUCAUAUAUACACUUGAGCGACCAGCAUUGAGGUUACACAAAUCCUCUGCGAAGAGGUAA
Botrytis fragariae is the source of this 432-nucleotide messenger RNA. RefSeq lists its product as uncharacterized. The record is from RefSeq and is a predicted model, not a curated record. The transcript has 3 exons. Bases 1 to 432 code for a protein of 143 amino acids. Lineage: Eukaryota; Fungi; Ascomycota; Leotiomycetes; Helotiales; Sclerotiniaceae.